GUUAGGUCUGAAAACAAAUAUUGACAAUCAGAAGUAGCACUGGAGUGAAGGAUGUUAUUAAACGUUUUUAAUAAAUCGAAAUGAGAUAAAAAGAAUAAGAAAACAUACUUUUUUUAACAGCAGUACGAUUAUAAUUAAGCCGGCAAAAUGAAGAAUGCAGAUUUUGAUUAUGAAGAUACUAUCUUACCUAUCACAGCAGUAGCAGUUACAGUAACAAAUAUUCUAACACCAUAUAUUGUAAGAAUAUGUGAGAUUAAAGACCGUGGAAAGAAAUUAAAUUUUAUUAAUAAUAAAUUAUUAUUAGCAAAAAGAAAAAUGUUUAAUGUGGAUAAGCAUAUAGAACCAAAAAUAGGAGAUGCAAUUGUAGCAUACGACAAUUUAGAAAAAGCUAUUAAUCUGCCUUCCUGGUUUUGUAGAGGGAUUAUUUCUAAUACCAUACAUAAUUUGGGGGAUAAAUAUAAUAUUUUCCUACCCGAUUAUGGCACUUCUGUAGAAUUACACAGAGAAGAUUUUGUCUUAUGUUCAACUGAUUUAAGUUUGGAAGGAUAUUUAAGUUAUACAGUGGGUUUAUACAAUGUUUUACCUACUGCUAUAAACAAUGAUUCAAUAAUAGAAGAAGAAACUUCAGUUCUAGUUUUAGACGAAUGGAGUACAAAAGCAGUUCAGUUUGCAAAAGAAUUAAUGGCUGCAUCUACCACAAUUUAUUUUGAUCAUGUAGCAUCUGAUCAACAUGGCAAACAAUAUGGUGAAUUUUAUCUGAAUAUAGAGGAUACCAUAAUAAGUUUAAGCGAGGCUUUAGUUGUCAAUAAUUAUGCCAUUUAUUUACAAAAAGAAUUGCUGACAUUCAUAAAAAAUUCUAAAAACUGUGAAGAAUCACAUAAACAAGUGAUUAAUGGUGAAACUAUAUUUUAUGCGAAUGUUCCAAAUAAUUGUAAAAGUAAUGGUGAAUCUCAUAAACAGAAAAAAAGAUUUGUAAACAAGAGACUUGGAGUAAAAGAAAGAGAGAUGGAAAAAGUAUUAAUCUAUGGACAAGUUAAAUAUGAAUGUUUGAGCGUUAUUUCAGAUCUAAGAUUUCCAUCUGAAAUACACAAGGCUUGGAAUUCAAUGGUACAAUCGUCUGGACUAACAAGAAUUCAAUCAUAUAUUUGUCCUGCUAUAAAAAAAGGUUUAGAUGUAAUAGCAAUUGGAACAGAAAAAUCUGGUAAAACGUUUGGCUAUGGAUUUACUAUCUGUGGUCUCCUGGCUAAAAAUUCAAACCUUUCUAAAGGAGUGAGUCCAUCUGCAUUAAUAUUGUGUGCUUCCUCUGCUGCAGUAUUAGAAGUUUAUGGAAUGUGUACAACAUUUUUAGAAAUCUAUAGAAAUAUAAGAUGUGUUGCGGCAAUUAAUGGUAAAUCAAGAACUACAUUAGUGGUUGAAAUGUAUAAUGGAUGCCAGAUUUUAAUAUCUACGCCAAGAUUUUUAUCACGUUUCAUGGAUGAAAACAAAAAGUUAUUGAAUUUUGAAAAUCUUCAAUACUUAAUUUUGGAUGAUGGUGACACUAUUUUGGACAAAUACUUUGACUCCAUAAUUAAAUUGUUUAAGAAACAUAAAGUUAUUUGUAAUAGAGAAUUAAAAAGUAAGAAUAUAUUACAAAUUAUAGUAACUGCUAAGAAUUGGACGCCACGCCUAAAACAAAUUGCUCGUAUUUUAAUGGACAAUCCAUUCAUAUGUAUAGCAUCUUUUAUAGAAGCUGCUAUUUAUAAAUCUAUACUUCCAAAGAUGUACGUAAUGAAUUCGAAAAUUAAAAAUAAAAAGAUUUUAGACUUAUUAGGCGAUAAGUGUACGAAAGUAAGAACUAUAAUAGUUUGUGUAAAUAGCAACGAGGCUAAAGAAUUGCACAAAUUUUUAAGACAAUAUAAAGACACUCUUUUAGCUCAUGAAGACAUGAAUAUGUUGCACAUACAAGGUAUCAAACAAUGUUGGGAUGCUUGUGUAACUGGUUCCUAUUCAACUUUAAUAUGCACAGACGAAGUAUUAGCAGACAUGAAUAUUACAAAUGUAAUGUGGUUAAUACAUUAUUCGGUCUUUCUGCGCUUUAAGACUCAAUUCAAUUUUCGGCAUUCGACGCUCUACGAAAGUUUAAAAUUGGAAAAACCUAACUGCGAAGUAACUGUUAUGGCAGAUGAAAACAGUGACAAACAAUUUUUAAGUAUAAUAAAGUUAAUGCAAAGAAUGAAUGUUUUAAUACCACCAAAUAUGUUAACAAAUAUUGAGCAUAUAACAGCAACUUUGGACAAAAGGAAAGAAAAUUAUCCUAUUUGUACUAAUAUAAAGUCGCGUGGUUUCUGUCAUGAGAAGCAUUCUUGUGGAUUGAGACAUACAAUCAUUUUAAAAAAUGACGCACCAAUUAUCGAUAUUGGAAUAAAUGACAAAGUGAAAUUUAGAGUACUGAAUAUACACGAUGUUACACACUUCUCUGCAAGAAUUAUAUCGUACAUUAAAUCUGAUACAUUGGAAGAAAUAGAAAUCUCUAAUGUAGAAUAUAUGCAAAUUGCUAUAAAAAUUCAAGAGAUUUAUUCGCAUGUAGAGAACAGGAGAAAAUGCGAAGUAAUAGAUGUAGGGUGUAUAUGUGGUUUAGAAGAACCAAUAGAUAGUUUCAAGAGAGUACAAGUUGUGAAUAUUCAGAGAGAAAACGACACAGAUAAGCCAAAGUUUGUAGAUGUGAGGUGCAUGGAUAAUGGAGUAAUUUUGACAAGAUUGAAUGCAUAUAGAUUAUUACACUUGCCAGAAGAAUUUGUAAAAUAUCCAACACAAAUAAUGGAAGUAUUUGUAGUUGGCAUAGUUCCUCAUGAUGACGAGUAUAAUUGGAAUCGUUGUGCAUUUGACGCUGUGUAUGAGUGGUUCCAAAACAAUGUCGAUGAAAGGUCUUAUGUAAUUGGAACGGUUAAUCUACAUCUGAAAAACACAAUAUGGGUGAACACAUUGGAAGUUGGAACAAAAUUGAUUGGAUAUAAAGAUAUCAUCGGUUCCUCCCUAAAGACAGAGUUGCUGAAACAGGAUCAUGCUAUUGAAAACGUUAAACAUUUAAGUCAGAUGUAUCAACUCUGUAAAGAAGCUGGUUGCAAAGAAAUUAAUGGCUGCAAUUUAAAUCUGCUAGUAAAUAAAAACAUGUAAAGGGCGAAUUUUAUACAU
Hylaeus volcanicus is the source of this 3171-nucleotide messenger RNA. Its product is annotated as putative ATP-dependent RNA helicase TDRD12. Gene Ontology annotation, molecular function: ATP binding; nucleic acid binding. The record is from RefSeq and is a predicted model, not a curated record. Bases 148 to 3153 code for a protein of 1001 amino acids. The transcript is spliced from 18 exons. Gene Ontology annotation, biological process: transposable element silencing; germ-line stem cell division. Lineage: Eukaryota; Metazoa; Arthropoda; Insecta; Hymenoptera; Colletidae.